Molecule: messenger RNA, 204 nt
Organism: Fulvia fulva
Lineage: Eukaryota; Fungi; Ascomycota; Dothideomycetes; Mycosphaerellales; Mycosphaerellaceae
Exons: 1
Coding region: 1-204 (67 amino acids)
Source: RefSeq, a predicted model, not a curated record
AUGGACACCAGCACAGCCGCCCAACUCGGCGUCCUCGGCUUCGCAGCCAUAAUGAUCUUGGCCUGGCUCGCAUCAAAGGCCGCAGAGGUGUCAUACGAGGCCGAGCAACUGGUACGAGAGCCACUGCUCACUCGAUAUGACACCGAAGAUGAUCCCGAUGAUCACGAUACGAAGGUCAUGCGGAGGGAUGGACAUAUGGCAUAG